Messenger RNA from Nicrophorus vespilloides, 670 nucleotides. RefSeq names its product SAYSvFN domain-containing protein 1 (gene Saysd1). The record is from RefSeq and is a predicted model, not a curated record. The coding region runs from base 100 to 591 and encodes 163 amino acids. The transcript has 2 exons. NCBI's taxonomy places the organism in Eukaryota, Metazoa, Arthropoda, Insecta, Coleoptera, Silphidae.
CUUUGCAGCUUAGUAUUUAAUGUGAUCUAAGUUUGCACCUGAUGUGUUGUUACUACUAAAUGUGUGAAUAGUGCUUUAAAGUACUUAUAUUUUGUUGAAAUGGAGCAAAAAUUGGCAGAAUAUAGGGCGAAAAAGCAACGGACAGAACUAAUAAACCAAACUAAAGAAAAAGUUAAAAGUUUCUUUGUGUUCAAGCCAAAAGAAAUAAUUGAUGACAGAGACAAUGUUGAAGUAAGGGAGAAGCUUCUUGAUGAUGUGAAUGAGGACGAUGUAGAUGAAUAUGUUGAUGAAAUUAAGAGUGAUGAUGAUAUUGAUGAGACUACAUGUUGCACAUAUGUAGAUAUGCUUUAUUAUGGCCUGUUCAUUCUACUGUGGUGUGUUGUGUGGCUCAUUUUCAUCAAGCUGCAAUUUGGUGCUGUCUAUUUCAUAUUCUCUGCAUUUAUAUUUAUCUACUUUAAUACUAGAACCAGCAAAAAGAGGAAACAUGAAGUCAGUGCCUAUUCAGUUUUUAACAAAAAUUGUGAAAGUAUUGAUGGGACCCUGAAAGCAGAACAAUUGGAGAGACAAAUGAUUUAUGGUCGGUUAACAUGAUUAAAGUAUAUUUGGAAAACAUCUGUAGAUGAUGUCAGUCAAAUGGACAUGAUGUAUAUAUAUUUAAAUAUUAUUAUUU